This is a messenger RNA of Cicer arietinum (chickpea), 2460 nucleotides long. Its product is annotated as cation/H(+) antiporter 2-like. Gene Ontology annotation, cellular component: membrane; endomembrane system. Gene Ontology annotation, biological process: proton transmembrane transport; regulation of pH. The record is from RefSeq and is a predicted model, not a curated record. NCBI's taxonomy places the organism in Eukaryota, Viridiplantae, Streptophyta, Magnoliopsida, Fabales, Fabaceae. Gene Ontology annotation, molecular function: antiporter activity.
UUUUAUUGAUAUUUGCGCAACACACAAGAAACACCAUGGAUGCCACUCACUCAAUGUUUUGUAACGAUGAUCUGAUUAACCCUUUAAGCUCAAUGGGCAUGCAAGUGUCUUGCAUUCUUGUUGUAUCACAUUUCUUCAACGUUGUCCUUAGGACCGUGGGCCAACCUGGACCCAUAGCACAAAUCCUGGCUGGGUUGGUAUUAGGACCAAUGUCUCAUAUUCCGUAUAUAAAAAAAACAUUCUUUCCGGCCAGUUCCAUAAAUUACUAUGAAGUUGUGUCUUUCUUCUGUCGCAUAAACUUCAUGUUUUUAUUUGGCUUGGAGAUGAAUAUUCACUACAUAAUGCACCAUCUUCGUAUGGUCACUUUGGUAGCAUGUGGAGGUGCACUAACUGGUGGUAUUUUUGGCCUAUCAGUUUCCUUUUAUUUGUAUCAAGAAUUAGAUACCAAUAGUACUUCCAUGUAUUAUUUUUCCAUAAUCAUUAUGUUAGUUGUAUCAUACACAAGCUCCCCCAUGGUUAUUCGUUUGUCCUCAGAAUUAAGGUUUGCGGCGUCGAACGUUGGCCGAAUCGCGGUGUCUUCGGCGUUGAUUACCGAAAUGGGAUGUGUGUUGUUGUUUAACGUGGCGGUUAGUUGGACAAAAGAAAACCACAUUUCAUAUGGUUUUUAUUGUACCAUUGUUACUAUUCUUGUUGUUUUAAUAAACAAGAAUUUAGCCGUUUGGUUAAAUGGAAGAAAUAGAAACCAAAAGUACCUAAAAGCCCCUGAGUUACUGUUCAUACUAUUUUUGCUUCUAACUAGCUCAAUGAUUAUUGAAAUUAUGGGUUACAAUAGCAUUAUUAGUUGUUUUAUCAUUGGUUUGUUGUUUCCUAAGGAAGGUAAAACAGCUAGAACAUUGUUACAUAAACUUGGUUAUUCAAUAUAUAACUUUGUACUUCCGGUAUAUUUUGGGUAUUUGGGUUUACAAUGUGACCUCAUAAAUGUCUUUAAGAGCUUGGAUCGAACAACGAAUUUAGCUAUAUUGAUUUUGUUGAGCAUUGGAAGCAAACUUGGUGGCACUCUCAUAAUUUGUCGUUACCUUCAUAUUCCAACUAGUGAAGGAAUUUUUAUUGGUUUCAUAUUGAACACUAGAGGUUAUGCUGAUUUGCUAUUCAUUGGUGCAGCAGCAAAGCAUGUAAUUGUGAAAGCUUACAAUGUGUUACUAGUAUCAAUUGUAUUGAACACAAUAAUAUCAGGAAUAAUUGUGGCUUUUCUAGCAAGAGGGGAAGAGAAAAUGUUUUCAACCAACCAUACUGCAAUUGAACCACAAAAGAUGGAGGAAGACGAGCUUCGAACUUUGGCUUGUGUGUACGAUCCUCGUCAAGUAUCUGCAAUAUUUUCCACAAUAUUAGCAAUACAUGGUUCUAGAACUUCAUUUUCCACCACUUAUUUAAUGCACUUAGUAGAGCUUGUGAAGAGGAUCAAGACCAACUUAUUAUACCAUGAAAAAGAAGACGCCGAUCUUAGCGACGACGACGACUAUGGUAGCAAUGAUGUGGUGGACAUUAAUAAUGCCUUAGAUGCCUUCACUGCAGACACAAAAAUUUUAGUCCACCAAAAAAGAGCAGUUUCUUCUUUUAAAAGUUUGUAUGAAGAUGUUUGUAAUGAAGCAGAAGAUCUUCAAGUAUCGAUUAUUUUACUUCCGUUUCACAAGCAUCAACGCAUCGAUGGAAAACUAGAAAGUGGAAAAGAAGGUAUAAGGACUACGAAUCAGAAGAUUCUUAGACAUGCUCCUUGUUCUGUAGGUGUUAUUAUAGAAAGAGGACUUACUAAGGCCUCUGGUUUCUCAGAACUAACUGCAUCAGAGGAUAUGCAAAAUGUUGCAACACUUUUCUUUGGAGGUCCGGAUGAUCGUGAAGCUAUUGCUUGGAGUGUACGCAUCUCCGAAUGCCCUCGCAUUAACUUGACAAUCAUUAGAUUUUUAUUGGCUCCUUCUUCUUCGCCGCAGGAAAAUGAACAGAUUGAAAGAGUAGUACAAUUUGAGGAAAAAGAAAUUUUAAUGUCGUUGUCGGCGGAAGAGACUGUGAAUGAGAUUGAUAAUACAUUCAUGGUUGAUUUCUAUAACCGGUAUGUGACUUCAGGUCAAAUUGGAUAUGUGGAAAAUUUUGUGAAGGAUGGAACACAAACAGUUGAAUCUUUGAAAGAGAUUGGGGAUAUGUACUCAUUGUUUAUAGUAGGAAAGGGUGGUAGAGGAAUUAAUUGUAGUUCAUUAACAAUAGGUAUGAGUGAUUGGGAAGAGUGUCCAGAACUUGGAACAGUUGGUGAUGUUUUAGCUUCUUCAGAAUUUGAUAUUCAUGGAUCAGUUUUGGUCAUUCAACAACAUCGAGAUGUUAAAAAAGGUCUAACACAUGAUUAGUUAGUCAUGUACAUUAUUAACAUUAGAAUUUUUUUUAUGUACUUAGUGUUAUUUGAACAUAGGGUGU